AUGGCAUCAACAUUUUCAUUUUCGCCUGCACUGGUUGUGGAACCUGAUUGUUUACGAAAUAUAAUUAAGUUAGCAAAAGAGAACAAUUUGUUUCUUUCGGAAGAAACUUGCUGGUGCUUACUGGACUCGUGUCUAUCGAAAAUUCCUUUAAAGAAAAUUUACCAACUUCUAGAUGAAUUAUACAGUACUGAAGAAUUAAGGUUUCCAGAAGGUAGCGAGUUCGCAGUUGAGUCCAUACGUGCUAGAUCUGUCAACAAAGGUAUUGUUUUCUAUUAUGUAAAAUGGGUUGGGUGGCCACCUGUGUUCAAUACAUGGGAACCAGAAUCUAAUCUUCAUGGAUGUGAAGAUUUGAUACAAAAAUUUAUUGAAUCUUACGGUUCGACGAUUGGAAUGCUCCCGCCUGAUAAUCAACCUGAUAGAAAAUCACAAGUUCAGGAAGUAAUGGAUCGGUUGAAGGAAGCUGUCAAUACAUCUGGGUCGCUACCAUUAUAUCUACUUGAACGAUUUUCUAGUCUCCAAUCUGAUCCUACUAAUAGCCUUCGACCAUACAAACCCCUACCCACCAUAAAUAUCGAAAAGCUUUUUUCUUCACAAAUAUCACAAGGCAUUAUAGAAUCUAUUUCACUUAAGCGACCUCCCAGUGUCGCUGAUCUCUUGCCAGUUUCUACCAAACGUAUUCGACUUAGUCGGAAAGAUAAACAAGUGUUAGAUUCUGCUCUAAACGCUUUCCAACAAAAACUCAACACUGUAUACUCAAAUGAAGCGCCAAUCACUGUGGAGAAUUCUGUGGAUUCUGAAUGCCCACCAGUUGAAUUCCAGCCGAUUCCAGAUUAUUUGCCUGGACAAGAUGUAUUCUUACCAACUAAAGCUCCUAUUGGGUGUGAAUGUACAAUGAACAAUUUGGAUCCGUCAGAGCUAGCCAAAAUUCGUAAAGCAGAUGGAAGCAAUUCACCAGUUAUAUAUCCUUGUUGGAUCAAUAAACGACGAAAUUGUUGUGCUGUUCGUGCUGGUGCAGUUCCACCUUAUGACAAACGGAAAAGACUCGUUGCCCCUCCUGGUCAUCCUGUUUAUGAAUGUAACUCCUUAUGUCCAUGCGAUUCAUCGUGUCCAUUCCGUGUUGUUCAACUUGGACGAAAAGUUCCUUUGUGUGUCUUCCGUACGCGUGACCGAGGAUGGGGUGUUAAAACAAUGGUCCCCAUUAGUAAAGGGACAUAUGUCGUUGAAUACUUAGGAGAGAUUCUUAAUUUUGAUGAAGCAGAAAAACGAGGAAUAAUUUACGAUAAACAGACUAUGACAUAUCUUUUCGAUUUGGAUUUCGAAGGUGAUGCUCAUUACACUGUAGAUGCUUCUCAAAUGGGUAAUAUAUCACACUUUAUUAAUCAUUCGUGUGAUCCCAACCUCACAGUUCGUUGUGUUUUUAUUGAGUGUCUCAAUACAAAGUUACCCCGUAUUGCGCUUUACGCGUCUAGAUUUAUAAGGAAAGGUGAAGAACUUACAUUCGACUACAAUAUGACUGGUGCUGUGGCUGCAGACACCAGUGUAGUUACAGAUGAUGCUGGAGAGGCAGAAACUCCUUCAGAAACCCAAUCAGGGUCAUUACAUAAUGGCGGGAAGAGCCCCACCCCGUCUUCUUCCUCAGUUGACGUAACUCCUGACACAAGUAGUGAGGUAUCUUUCGAUAGCAAGUCUCUGGGAUCUAAAGGUCCUCGUAUGAAAUGUUUAUGUCGAAGUAAAAACUGUCGUGGAUAUUUAGUCAACUAG
This is a messenger RNA of Schistosoma rodhaini, 1761 nucleotides long. The record is from the annotation of a GenBank genome assembly. NCBI's taxonomy places the organism in Eukaryota, Metazoa, Platyhelminthes, Trematoda, Strigeidida, Schistosomatidae.